This is a messenger RNA of Podospora pseudopauciseta, 2534 nucleotides long. RefSeq lists its product as uncharacterized. The record is from RefSeq and is a predicted model, not a curated record. The transcript has 4 exons. Bases 16 to 1833 code for a protein of 605 amino acids. Lineage: Eukaryota; Fungi; Ascomycota; Sordariomycetes; Sordariales; Podosporaceae.
UCUUCUCAUUGCGAAAUGACACCUCGAAUAUUAAAUGAUGACAGCUCUGGCAUAGUCAGGACCCGAGAUUUUAUUCUUCUAUCAAAGGCAACCCACCGCGCGGCGUGUUUUUUGGCCAAUUAUUACCACACACAAUUACCUAUCAUCAUCAACAUCGACGCUGCUGGACUUGCCGUCGGCAUUGCCACCCUAUACUCAACAUGUCGGGAUUGUUACAACUUUUUUACCACUUCCAUUCUGAAAGCCUGGGGCUUCCAUUGGCGCAUUCAGGAUGGAGGCGACACUCAGCAACCUGGCCAGACCAGACAGAACCAAACCAAGCUUCACAACUACCUAUUGAAGAACCGCUUCAAAGCCGAGGGCGUCUUCAACAUCCUCUCUGCCCUUGCCGACACACUGUCAAACCAAGAGGAACUUGUCAGAGGAUAUGGAAUCCAGUUUCGGUCAACGCAAGCAAUUCAGGAUGGAUCCCAGUUGGCCAGCAAUAACACGACAAUCGAGGACAUCAAGCCUGUGAUCACUGAAUUCAAGCAACGUCUCUCGAAAUUCAACAAGUUUAAGUGGGCUCUGAGAGAUAACGAUGACUUCAGAAAAUUCAUUUCCGACGUGAAAUCCCACAGCGAAUCCCUCUACCGCCUUUGCCCUGAAAACGCUUUUGAGUCGAUGAAUGUCUACUUUACCAUGGAUUGUUUGGCUGUCCAGGAGUCACCGGCAGUGCUGAAGUGGACUUCAAGAGUCGCAACUGAGCAUGCAGAGAUCGACAAGGGUUCUUCGGUGCGGCCGGACUACGAACUGCUGGCUUUAGCGGCUACAUUGAAGGCAUCUGUAGACGAAAACAGGGACAAGGUGCAGACAGAUGACGGCAAGCUCACCACUAUCGGUGAGGAGGAACGCAAUAUGAAGUAUUUGGGGAAGGGUCUUGCUCUGUUUGAAGGUGAAGUUGUCUAUGUGGAAAUGCGAGACUAUCGCGGACCGCCACUAGACCUCACACCGGAACAGAAACGGAAGAUCAAGCGCCGUCGGAUUCGAGCGCGACUGUUGGUUGAAGGCAAAGACGUCAGCAGCGACGAAGAAGACGAUGGCGAGCCGAUAAAGCCCAUCAGACCGGCUGAUCCCAGACUUCGGAUUCUAACUCGAAACUUUUUCAACACAUUUUGGGGCAACAAUACAAUGAAAAGUGUCUAUGGGCUUAACAUUGCUGGCAUGAUUGAUCAUACUGAAGGGGACCAUGAAGGCGAUUGCAGCAUCCUCUAUAGGCUCCCGAGCACGAUAGGCAUUCACAGUCGGCAGCAGCCAGCGGAGAAUCUGAAGCUCCGUGCACUUGUUCGACUAAAAUCCCUUCUUGGGACCAGGAAAAUGGAUGGCAUCCGGUCAACACUGGGUUCGCGAUUUGAGCUUGCCAGAAGUCUUGUGCGUGCCGUCUGCAUGCUUCACUCAAGCGGGUGGCUACACAAGAACAUACUUGCAGAGUCUGUCAUGUUCUUUCCGAAACACGUGAGCACGCUCCAAGACGACCGCUAUGAAAUCAAAAUUGAAAUAGAUGUUUCGAAGCCUAUCCUGAUGGGCUAUAUUUUUUCUCGGCCAGACGACAUCAAGCAUGAAACGCGCAAACCUUCCUCUCAAAAGGAUGAACUUAGAAAGCCCCUAGAUUCAGAGGAAAAGCAUGGAAGGAUAUUCCCCCGGCCAGCUAGUAUAUAUGGCCGCGAUAUACUGAACAAGACCAAAGAACCGGAACAAACAAAAGAUCUAAACAUUGCUGGCUUUACACUCGACUAUUAUCAGUACCCGGCAAAGCACGCAGAUCCGCAGGCGACGGUACCGCCAUGCAUAUGACGUGUACUCUCUUGGUAUAAUGCUUCUCAAAGUUGGGUUCUGGGAGGAGUUGAAGAACUAUGAGGACUUCCGCCCUGGUUAUAACAAGAUUCCCGAUUACGACAAAGAGGAUCAUUAUGAACGACGCAGAUGGAUCUGUCGAGAGUACUUGAAUCGUUUUAGGUGGGCAUGUGGGGAUUUUUAUGCCGACGUUGUGCUCAGUUGUCUUCAUGGUGGAUAGUAGCGAUGAUGAAAUAGCGAAGGAGAGCAAGCGGGAGCUUUGUGCGAGACUAGUUGCGGACUUGGAGAACCGUCAAGCCUAGGCAAACUCGCUGGUUUCCUGUACUUUUUGUCUAUUAAUAGCGUUCGGGUAAGAAGACGAGAGGUAUUUGCCCAGCAACAUGUUUCUUCACUUACUUCGUGUAAGAGGAGAGGUUACGGACUAGGUAGGUAGUGGGUCAGGCAGAGAGGUUGCUCUUAGGCCACUGGCCUGAGCCCAUAGGUUGGCUGGUUGAGGGUAUAUUUGGCUUGCUUUCCUUUUCUUUGGCGUCUUGCUUGUACCUCAUUUUCAUCACAUAUUCUUCUGCGCAGGGUUUCCAUCACUUCCAAAGGUAUCCAACGGAACUGACCUUCAAAAAAGAACAAUCAUCAUUCAAAGUCCAUAUCAAUACCUAAUGGUAUAUACCAUACCUGCAGUAUCUCCCUCCACCUCAUCACCAAAA